Tachyglossus aculeatus (Australian echidna) is the source of this 2950-nucleotide messenger RNA. Its product is annotated as serine/threonine-protein kinase TNNI3K. NCBI's taxonomy places the organism in Eukaryota, Metazoa, Chordata, Mammalia, Monotremata, Tachyglossidae. The record is from RefSeq and is a predicted model, not a curated record. Gene Ontology annotation, molecular function: protein kinase activity; ATP binding; RNA polymerase II-specific DNA-binding transcription factor binding. Gene Ontology annotation, biological process: protein phosphorylation; regulation of transcription by RNA polymerase II. The coding region runs from base 18 to 2525 and encodes 835 amino acids. The transcript has 25 exons. Gene Ontology annotation, cellular component: nucleus.
GAAGAAAUAUUGAACAAAUGGGGAAUUAUAAAUCUAGACCAACCCAAACUUGCACUGAUGAAUGGAAAAAGAAAAUCAGUGAAUCUUAUGCCGUUAUCAUCGAAAAACUGGAAGAUGACUUGCAGAUCAAAGAAAAGGAGCUAACGGAACUGACCCAUGUUUUUAGCUCUGAUGAAGCCUUCAGCAAAGUCAAUUUAAAUUACCGCACAGAAAAUGGGUUGUCUCUACUUCACUUAGGUUGUAUUUGUGGCGCCAAUAAGUCCCAUAUCCGGACUCUGAUGUUAAAAGGGCUGCGACCGUCCAGAUUAACAAGAAAUGGAUUUACAGCUCUGCAUUUGGCAGUUUACAAGGACAGUGUGGAACUGAUUACAGCCCUGCUGCACAGUGGAGCGGACGUUCAACAAGUGGGAUACGGUGCCUUAACCGCUCUCCAUAUCGCGACCAUAGCUGGUCACCCUAAGGCAGUUGAUGUUCUGUUGCAGCAUGGAGCUUAUGUUAACGUUCAAGAUGCCGUCUUUUUCACCCCUCUGCAUAUUGCAGCCUUCUCUGGCCAUGAACAGGUGACCCGUCUCCUGUUGAACUCUGGUGCCGACGUGAAUGUAAGCGGGGAAGUUGGCGACAGGCCCAUGCAUUUAGCCUCUGCCAAAGGAUUCCUCAGUAUCGUAAAACUCUUGCUGGAAGAAGGCAGCAAAGCCGAUGUGAAUGCUCAGGACAACGAAGAUCACGUGCCUUUGCAUUUCUGCUCUCGGUUUGGACACCAUGAUAUCGUCAAGUUCCUGCUCCAGAGCAAUUUCGAGGUUCAGCCCCACGUUGUCAACAUUUACGGAGAUACACCUUUACAUCUGGCAUGCUACAAUGGCAAGAUCGAAGUGGUCAAGGAAAUAAUCCAACUCUCGGGGGCUGAGAGCCUGACUAAGGAAAACAUCUUCAGUGAAACAGCUUUUCACAGUGCUUGUACUUACGGCAAGAACAUCGAACUUGUUAAGUUUCUUCUUGACCAGAAUGUGCUAAGCAUCAAUCAUCAAGGAAGAGAUGGUCACACAGGACUCCACUCUGCUUGCUACCAUGGGCACAUUCGUCUGGUCCAGUUCUUAUUGGAUAUUGGAGCCGAUAUGAAUCUGGUGGCCUCUGACCCCAGUCGAUCUAGUGGGGAGAAGGACGAGCAGACCUGUUUGAUGUGGGCUUAUGAAAAAGGGCACGAUGCCAUCGUCACCCUUCUGAAGCAUUACAAGAGACCUCAGGAAGAGUCUCCUUGUAACGAGUAUUCCCAGCCCGGAGGAGAUGGCUCCUAUGUGUCUGUCCCAUCACCCCUGGGGAAGAUUAAAAGCAUGACUAAAGAAAAGGCAGAUGUUCUCGUCCUGCGUGCCGGCCUGCCUUCCCAUUUCCAUCUUCAGCUCUCCGAAAUUGAGUUCCACGAGAUUAUUGGCUCAGGUUCUUUCGGGAAAGUGUAUAAGGGAAGAUGCAGAAAUAAAAUUGUUGCUAUCAAACGUUACCGAGCCAACACCUACUGCUCCAAAUCAGACGUGGAUAUGUUUUGCCGAGAGGUGUCCAUUCUGUGCCGACUCAACCAUCCUUGUGUGAUCCAGUUCGUGGGCGCCUGCUUGGACGACCCAAGUCAAUUCGCUAUCGUCACCCAGUACAUAUCAGGGGGGUCUCUAUUUUCCCUGCUGCAUGAACAGAAGAGGAUUCUCGAUUUGCAGUCAAAACUAAUUAUUGCUGUAGACGUGGCCAAAGGAAUGAAGUAUCUUCAUAACCUGACUCAGCCGAUUAUACAUCGCGACCUGAACAGUCACAACAUUCUCCUCUAUGAAGAUGGCCACGCUGUCGUUGCUGAUUUUGGAGAAUCCAGAUUCCUACAGUCCCUGGAUGAGGACAACAUGACAAAACAACCUGGGAACCUGCGCUGGAUGGCCCCUGAAGUAUUUACUCAGUGCACACGCUACACUAUAAAGGCUGAUGUCUUCAGCUACGCUUUGUGUCUUUGGGAACUGCUAACGGGUGAAAUUCCAUUUGCUCAUCUUAAGCCAGCGGCUGCUGCGGCAGAUAUGGCGUAUCACCACAUCAGACCUCCCAUUGGCUACUCUAUUCCCAAGCCCAUAUCAUCCCUGUUAAUGAGGGGAUGGAAUGCAUGUCCUGAGGGAAGACCUGAAUUUUCUGAAGUAGUUACAAAACUCGAAGAAUGUCUCUGCAAUAUCGAGUUGAUGUCUCCGGCAUCGAGCAACAGCAGUGGCUCUCUGUCUCCUUCCACAUCUUCGGACUGCCUUUCGGCCCGGAGCGGUCCAGGCCGGAGUCAUGUAGCAGCUCUUCGCAGUCGUUUUGAAUUGGAAUAUGCCCUUAAUGUGAGAUCCUACGCAGCUUGGCCACAAAGUUCAGGACAAUACCAAGGUCCAGGCCCGUCUUUGGAAGAUAUGCGGAGGAGUUUUCAAUGCCCAUCUGUUGACAAAAAUGGCUAUGUGUCUGAUCCCCUGAGUACCAUGCGUUUUCAUUCCUGCAGUAGCAGUGGCAGCUUUGAAGACAGCAGCUGACAGUGAAGCACAUCUACCUGAGGAAAGCAUCCCCCACGACUGACAGCGAGCACCCUAACCAUGUCAGACUUGCUUCCAAUUAGACUAGGUUGGCCCAGAAGAUCUUUAAAUUGGCUUGUUUGCUUACCCAUUCCAUUCCUUUACUGCGAUAAAUCAAGAUUUCAGUUGGAGCCCAAAAGCUCCACGCAAAAGUGCUUAAGUGAGAAUCGGUUUGAGGGAUAGUUUUAAUUUCCUAAACCCAGUUAUUAGAUUCAUUACUGGAGACUGUGGUUCGACAGACUUUUCAGGAAAAAAGCUAGCAUUCUGCCAGGCUGCACUGUGCUCUCUCAGACUGAAUUAUAUAGACAUUUGGGUCUGAGAGUUAUAUGUUUGGUUUCCAGGGAUAUUGCUCGAUAUUUUUUUUUCCUUGAAUUAUAUGGUUUCAG